Messenger RNA from Suillus subaureus, 1113 nucleotides. RefSeq lists its product as uncharacterized. NCBI's taxonomy places the organism in Eukaryota, Fungi, Basidiomycota, Agaricomycetes, Boletales, Suillaceae. The transcript has 3 exons. The record is from RefSeq and is a predicted model, not a curated record. Bases 464 to 712 code for a protein of 82 amino acids.
CCUUCCACCACAUGGCCUUCCAACAACCCUUGAUAGGGAAAGCGCAGCCAGUGCGUGAAACUUGUUUUUAUCUAUACAGCUUGGCAGGUUGGCUUGUAUUCUAGCGCCAAUGUACGGAAUUUAAAUGGCGCAAAAAGCCAACAUUGGGCAGCGUCUGCCAGUCUUCCAGAUCCGUCGUUUUUUUUCACCUGGAUAUGAUCGACAUUAUCGAGCGCGUGUUUUCAUUUUCUCCACCUCCACAACCGUCGUUGCCGGAAUCAGGGUGAUGUAUGAGGCCGCAAUGUCCUUGCCAAUAUCCAAAUUCGUCUGGCUGCCAGUUAUCCUUUCAUGCGUUUACAGCCCCGGCUUGAUGAGCUACGCAUAUUCUGUGGAUAUAAAGGAAGAGACAUGAUACAGCUCACUAUCCGGCAAGCCCUACACAUUUUCUAUUAUCUACAACACUCGUACCCAAAUUCUAGCAGCGAUGUCUGGCAAUGACCACCCCCGCCAGAAGUUGAACAACGAAUUACAGAGGAUUUAUGGACCCUUUGCACAAGACCAUGUCAGGUGGGAGAUCUAUUCGCAAGGCCCUCCCAACGCCUCAACAUGGCAUGCGACCGUCUACAUUGAUGAUAUGAAUUACGGCUACGCUUCAUCCAACACCAGAGGUGGUGCCCAAGAUGAGGCUGCGCGCCAGGCAUAUGACCACCUGAAACGUGAAAGGUCCCGAUGAGCUGUGGCAAUCGAGCAUGACGACUCCGAUACACGUGUUGUAUCAAAUUUUCAUCCUCUUCAGACAUCUAGCUACUUCCAUUACCCACACGGUUUCGUUAUCAUACAGUCGUAAUAUAGCGCUGUCCAUACUAGUAGUGCGCCUGUUAUGAGUUAAUAGAUAUAGAUCCCCUUUCUUCCGCGAUACGUUUAUGGCCCGUCGUGCUUCGACGUGCUCCUUUGUGUCAGCAGCCCAGAGUACGAGCAUAUUAAUGUGGUGGUGAGUAGAGGAGACCAUCAUGAUGUGGUGUGGGGUCUACCACACGUCCCGAGCACUGGUACUUGUGCUUCCACUUAACUUCCACUUCACUACGUGUCUCGACAAAUCAGUUCAUAUAUCAAUUUUAUAAUAGACAUUCCAAC